Charadrius vociferus (killdeer) is the source of this 531-nucleotide messenger RNA. RefSeq names its product transcription factor Sp1-like. The annotation marks the transcript as partial. The transcript has 4 exons. The record is from RefSeq and is a predicted model, not a curated record. Gene Ontology annotation, molecular function: RNA polymerase II cis-regulatory region sequence-specific DNA binding; DNA-binding transcription factor activity, RNA polymerase II-specific. Gene Ontology annotation, biological process: regulation of transcription by RNA polymerase II. Lineage: Eukaryota; Metazoa; Chordata; Aves; Charadriiformes; Charadriidae.
AUGUUCUGGAGACUUCGCCGCGACCUGAUACGCGACCACGGUGCUCAGCUGGGUCUUCACGGCGCGAGCGGAGACGGACUGGGAGACGAAAACGCGGCUGUGGAGGAAGGAGAAACCAGCCCGGAUCCCCAACCUCAGCAAGGACGGAAAACGCGGAGGGAAGCGUGUACCUGUCCCUACUGCAAAGACAGCGAGGGAAGGAGCUCUGGGGAUCCGGGUAAAAAAAAGCAACACAUCUGUCACAUCCCGGGCUGCGGGAAGGUGUACGGCAAAACCUCUCACCUGCGGGCUCACCUGCGGUGGCACACCGGGGAGCGACCCUUCAUCUGCACCUGGAUCCUCUGCGGCAAACGCUUCACCCGCAGCGACGAGCUGCAGCGGCACAAGCGCACGCACACAGGAUUCGGGGUUGAGCGCGCGCUGGGUCAGGCUUUAGCACCCGCCGGCAACGGCCACCGCUGCGGUGCGGUGCCAGAGGGGAGUGUGAAGGCCCCGGUGGUCCUCGCUGGCGUCAGCGUCGCUGCCGUGCGC